GCAGUGGCGGAGGCGCACCCAAAGUACCAGCAGCCACCGCCCAGCAGAGCGCAGCAGGAUGCCUACAAUAACGGCGUCAACCACCACAUAGAGGUCCUCGCGACAUUGGUGGUGGCCACGCGGAGAUCUGGUGCAGAGGACCAACCGUCAAUCGAGCACAUCGCGGUCCUGAAGUAUGCGAUCGCAGCACUGGAUCCAAUCAGCACCAGAAUGGCACAGACCAAAUACGAGAUCGCGAUGACAGCCGAGCAGAUCGAGAAGCUAGAUCACAAGAUCGAGGAGCUUCAGACGCGAAGAGAAGAGAUGACACAUAAUGUAUCAGGGCUAAUGGAGAACAUGCAGGACCUGGAGGCCUUAGAGGAGGAAGAGAAGACGAUGAAGCAACAAGAGGCGGCGGCGCACAAUGUCACCCCACCGCCUGCAAGGCCAGCGGCGGCAUCUCCUUUCAUGGCAACACACGGUAUGGCUGCGGGACCGUCAACAACGGCAUGGCCGACUCCACAGAUCCCAGUCCAGAGCCCAUUCGUUCCGCAGCAGCAGGGCAUGACCCCCCCAGCCGAGAUCCAGCAGCUCAUGCAGAUGUGGAUGCAGCAGCAGGCGGCGCAGCUGGCCAAGGGAACAGGCAAAAGAGGGACGUUCAUGCCAUGGCUGGCCUCAGGACCUCCGCCAUCGCAGAUGCCACAUCGUCCAUCGUCGAGCCCAGGGGCGAAGAGAGAAGGACCAACUCACCCGCCCAGCGAGCAGCCAUGCCUCAAGCACCAGGUCAAGCAGCAGGUGAACGAAUACGACAGGGUGGUGGACGCGGACUUCAGCGGCCUCAUAUGCGAAGGCACCGCGGCCCCGUUGCCAGCGUCGCAGACGGCGCCAGCAGCAUCGGCACCAGUUGGAGGGAUUCUGACAGCGCAGCAUAUUGCAGAACUACAGAAGACGAACAUUAUGCAGCCGAUCGUGGUAUCUCAAUCGGACCCGUCGCAGGCCUUGCACCAGAGGGGUGCCAUAUGGGGACCAACGCAGAUGUGGAACAACCCGAACAGCCAGCAGCAGGUCAUGUCUCAGUGCUCACAGCCAGAGGCGGUGGCCUCUGUGGACCCCGCGCAGCUGGCGCCAACGCAGCCAGCAUCUCAGCAGGAGCUGAUUCAGGGCCCGAAGGAGAGCCUCACGGGCGACAUCUGA
This is a messenger RNA of Prorocentrum cordatum, 1173 nucleotides long. The record is from the annotation of a GenBank genome assembly. NCBI's taxonomy places the organism in Eukaryota, Dinophyceae, Prorocentrales, Prorocentraceae.